Molecule: messenger RNA, 4070 nt
Organism: Rubroshorea leprosula
Lineage: Eukaryota; Viridiplantae; Streptophyta; Magnoliopsida; Malvales; Dipterocarpaceae
Source: the annotation of a GenBank genome assembly
AAAAUAUACUAGAUCAAACGAUAGAUACGGCUGGCAACGGCCUGCAGCUUGCCAAGGGGGUAGGAAAAUUAGUUUUAGUAAUACCUAGAUAAUUGAGAAAAAAAUGGCGAGGUCUAGGUUUAGAGUGCAAGACGACGGGACGUGGGACAGCGGCAACUCCAGACGACGGGACGUGGGACAGCGGCAACUCCAGACGACGGGACGUGGGACAGCGGCAACUCCAGACGACGGCAAAGGCAGCAUCGGAGGACUGGGGAGUUUGGGAAUUGGAAUCAGGGACAGUCAUUCUUCUUCUAUAAUUUCCCAGACAAUUGGGACGCAAAGGCUUUGUGGCAUCGGUUUCAAGAGUGUGGAAGGGUCGGAGAAAGCUGAUCCCGUGGACAGGGCGUCCAUCGCUCCAGGGAAGCCUUUGGGGCUUAAGGAUGCUAGAUCCGGUGAAAAGGUAGGUGGAGCUAUGGAUGGAGAAACGAAGGAGAGUAUCAUUGACUUCUCCCCAUCCAAAGAGGAGAACGUGUGGCUAGAAUGGGGUGUUGUAGCGGUUGUGAGAUCGAUGUCAAUGAUAUCCAAUAUACAAGAGAGAGUAGACAUCGAUGGAGGUUUGAUUAAUCUAUCUCCAUUAGGAGGGCGGAGUGUAUUGUUGACUGAAUGUGUGGAAGGUUACUUGAGUGAGUAUAUACAGCAUAACAAGGAAUCAUUUGAUCUUUGGUGUGAGAUUAUCUAUCCUUGGGCUUUGGCUCCUCUGAAUGGUGGUAGAAUGGUCUGGUUGAGAAUUUCUGGUGUUCCAUUAAAAGCAUGGUGUGACAGAUGCUUUGAGUGGAUAGCAACAUCGGUGGGGGAAGUGAUAAUGCUUCAUGCAGAUACCAAAUCAAAAUCUAUAUUGUGUGAUGGAAGAGUUUUAAUUUUAUGUGCUGAAAAGCAUAAAAUCGCAAAGACCAUGAAGCUGAAGGUGGAGGAGAAGCUGUAUGAGAUAAUGGUGGCGGAGGAAGAGUGGCGAGCCGAUCCGGACUGGUGGUUGGAGGACGAUGAUCGAAACCAUGAGACAUCAUCGGGAUCGAAAUAUUCCUCGUCGGAACAGGGAGAGGAGGAGCCAGAAUUGAUGGCCUCCGUGAUUCGUGGCGAUGAUGAAGCAGCUAUUGAGGAUGAGUUAAUAGUGGAGGAGAAUGGGCCUGCUUCGGAAUCGGGCUUGAGGCUGGACUCCAUUUAUGGGCCGAAAGAAGGGACUGGGCUAGAUUUGCGUGCAAGCAAAACGCAGGUAUCAAGCGGAUUGGGGUCUACUACAGUUUCGGGUAAAGCAGGGGAUCAGCAAGGUGCAUCUGGUGGGGAAUUGAAUAAUAAUUUGCAUUCGGGUAUUAGGGAUUCGAGAGAGAGGAAGAAAACAAAUAUCAAAGAUUGCUACCCUCAAGUGCAGGCAAUCAAUUUUGCAACGGGCUCCCAGUGGCUUUCAGGAAGAUCAACGCUAAGAUCACACAAAACACACAAAGCACAGCACUUGUCGGCGACGCAGGAGCAGGGUGUUGGCUGUUCUUCGCUGUCGGAUGGGUGUAUUGCCAACCGAAAUCAGGUGAUCCAAAGAGAGCUGAAUCUACAAGAGGUAAGGAGGAUAUUUAGUGUAGGGAAAAGAUUGGGUAUUCAGUGGCAAGAUAAUGAAGAGGAGGUUCAGUCGAGGUUGCUAGAUUUGGAGGUUCGGGAGUGUGGGCAGGGGAAGGGGGUCUUCUCGGGCAAUGGGUUCUUGCGGAUUAGAGGAGAAUGGGGACCUAAGAAGUUGAAGUGCCAUUUUGUGAAUGUUUAUGCCUCAAAUGACAAGCAGAAGAAAAUGAUAAUGUGGAAUGAUCUUCGGCAAAUGUUAAUGGAAGAGGAAGGGAAAUGGAUGAUUACAGGGGACUUUAAUGCAGUUAGGAGUCCCAACGAGAGGAAGGGUAAGACAGGGGAGACGCAGGAUAUAAGGGAGUUUGAUGAUUUUGUUGUGUCAACUGGGUUGCACCCGCAAUUCAAGAAGGUGAUUGAAGAUAAAUGGAAGGAGCUCGAGGAGGAAGGGUACGCAGGAUAUAGAUGUAAACAAAAGCUUAAGAGGUUGAAGGAUUUUUUAAAAGGAUGGAAUAAGGAAGUAUUCAGAAACAUGGAAACACAUUUUCAACAUUUGGUCAAAAGUGUAGAACAGAUUGAUUUGAAGAAUGAAGUGAUGGAUUUGGCAGAGGAUGAGGUGGAUCUAAGAAAAGAAGGCUUCCAGCAGUUAUGGGAUAUUAUGUGGAAAAGGGAGGCUAUUUUGAAGCAAAAAUCUAGAAGUGAUUGGGUUAAACUGGGGGAUCAGAACACGAGAUAUUUUCACAAAAUAGCAAAUGGGAGAAAGGUACAAAAUAGUAUCUCGGGAUUAUGGUCUAACGGACAAUGGGUAGAGGAUCCGGAGAUGGUUAAGGAUGAGAUGAAGGAGUGGCUUGAAAGGCCUUUUACUAAGGAGGAGAUUGAAGAAGGCUUGAAGAGUUGUGAAGGAAGUAAAGCUCCGGGACCUGACGGGGUAUCGGUAUUGGUAAAUGGUAGUCCAACCAAGGAGUUUGAAAUGGGAAAAGGGCUCAGGCAAGGAGAUCCUUUGUCUCCUUUUUUAUUUUUGAUGGUUGGAGAGGCAUUGCAUGGACUGGUUAAAAAAGCAGAAAAUGAAGGCAUGCUACAAGGGGAGCAAGGAGGAUUAGGGGUCUCGGAUCUGCGUUGGAGAAAUUGGGCACUAUUAGGGAAAUGGUGGUAUAGGUUAGGGGAUGGAAGGGAGGGGUUGUGGAAAAGGGUAGUGAAAGAGAAAUUUUACGAGGGUAAGCAAGAGGUGGGUAUUAUAGAUGUGGUGAAUUUAAGGGUGUCGCAGAUUUGGGGAGACAUUAUUAGAAUAGGUGGGAAAUCAGAAAAGAUAAAAAAUAUGUUAAGGCAUGGGUUUUGGUGGGAGGUGGGGGAGGGAUGUCAGGUAUGCUUUUGGAGAGAUAUUUGGGUGGGGAAUAAAUCUCUACGUGAUUUAUUUCCAAGGCUUUUUCAAUUAGCUAUCAACAAGGAAGGUUCGGUAAAGGAGAAUGGUACAUGGGAAGGGGAAAGGUGGAAAUGGGGCAUAGAGUGGAGGAGAGAGAGGAUGGGUCGCGAAAAAGAUGAGGAGAAAGGGUUGGGGGUGAUGUUGGUGGGUAUAAAGUUAAGGAAGGGAGUGGCAAAUUUAUGGCAGUGGAGGUAUGAUGUAGAAGGGAGGUAUGUAGUAAAGACAGCAUAUGAAUUUUUAGCUCCUGAGGACCGCUUACUGGAGGGACAAUUAUGCAAAGUUAUAUGGUGUAAGAUGGUGCCUUCAAAAGUGGGGUUUUUUGGGUGGAGGUUGUGUUUAGAUAGACUUCCCACAAGAUGGAAUUUGCAGAAGAGAGGGGUGGUUUUACAAGGGGAUGGUAUGGUGUGUGGGCUUUGCAAAGAGGGUGUGGAGGAUGUUAAUCAUUUGUUUUGCACAUGUAAAGUAGCUUGGUUAGUAUGGGUGAAGGUGUUUAAGUGGUGGGGUGUGGAAGUAGUAAUGCUAGAUACAAUGAGGGGUAUGGUGGAUUUAUUCCUGUGGUGUGUGGGUAGUGUUGGGGGUAAGGAGUUGGGAGCAUGCCUUUUUUUGGUCACUUCUUGGUAUUUAUGGUUCUGGAGGAAUAUUUUGGUAUUUAGGAGCAAUGGGGAACUUAAAGAGCAAUUGCUGGAGUUAAUUAAAGUUAAGUCUUAUUUCUGGAUUAGAAAUAAGGUAAAUGGGUGUGUUUUCCCAUUAGCUCAGUGGCAAAGUAAUCCUAGGGAAUGUGCAAAGGAGUUGAAGAGUUACAAGAGAUCUCUCAAAUUGUUCACUAAGCAACAGCCACAUCAUCUUCCCAAUUAACGUGCAUUGGCUGUAUGGACCCCUAUACGGAAGGAUGUUCACGGGAGUGACAAACUGGAAGAUUGUUUUUCUUUAGUUGAUUUCUUAGGUUGUCAGCCUGUUUUGUGCGGGAGUUCCUUUUCUGAUUUUGAUGGGAGAAUAAGCUUUUUCACUCUCUAUAGAAGGGCAGGAGCACCCCUUGUGCUCCAUUUAAUAAAAUUUUGUUUUGCUG